AAACUUUGUAAUCUGACUCAGUUUUGUAUUAUACACAGAGCAUAAACGCUAGAGUAAAACAUAUUUGGUUGGGCAUAUACGAAUACGAUGAGGUUUGUAGGACUUGUAUGUUUUUUGCUAAUACUUUUGGCAACAAUAAGUAAAGCAAGACAGGUUUGCCCGGAUCCGAAUGCACAUUGCGAUUGCAGUAAUCUCAUGGCUGGUGAAAUUACAUGCACUUCGUUGACUCAGUUGCCAAGUGGGCUGUACAACAAUAUAACAUCGUUGAGUUUGGACAGAAAUUUUAUUGGUCCAGUACUUAUUAAACCUCAUGUUAACCGAUUAUCCAAUCUCUCACUUACGGAGCUAAUUUUGAGCAAAAACAAAAUCGAAGCUGUCGAGGAGGGAUGUUUUGACCCUUUGAAUUUACUUGAAACUUUAGAUUUGAGCGAAAACCCAAUACAAGCUUUGUCGGAUAACUCAUUCCGAGGAUUGAAAAGUCUGAAAUAUUUGUUCAUGAGUAGCACAAAGUUGAUUACGCUGCCCAGUCGGGUCUUCGAGACUGUACCAGUGCUGUUAGAGGUUGAUUUAGAAGAUGGACAACUUACUACUGUUGGUAUUGAAUUCACAACAUUGGGUCGUAUUGCAACCAUCCUGUUGGCUAGAAAUAAGAUCAACCACAUUGAUCGAAGUGCUUUCUCUGGUUUAAGCAGUCUUACGCAUCUUUCACUAUUCGGAAACAAACUUCAUUAUCCACAAUCAAGUUGGGUGCGAGAUAUAAACAGAAACAAUGGGACCGUAGAGUUGGACAGACGAGCUACAGGUUUUGCUGCAUACCCGAACCCAUGGUUGUGCUGUUCUCAAGCAUCACUGUAUUACCACUAUCUCUUAAGCUUGUCUAGAAGUUUACGAAGUUAUGACCAACUGAAUAUUGCAUGUUCUUGGCCAAUUCAGUUUUCCGGAAGGUUGAUUUCCAGUCUUAACGAGAUUGAACUGAAUUUGGUUCCUGUGCCAAUUACUCAGCCACAACAACAACCCCACCGUUUACAGUGAGCACCACCACCACAAGUACACGGAGCAACACUACGUUGGCAGUAUCCAUAAUUCGAGCGUCAAAUUUCAUGGGUCGCCUAAACAAUACGGGUGUGGUGUUCAUAUUGUUGCUGGUGUGCCUCCUAACCGCUAUCGCUGUAUCAGCAAUGUGUUAUUGGAGGUACAAAGAUGGAAAAACUGCUUCUUGUGGCGGAAUACUGUCAAAAAUAUCUGUAAACUACAACUCAACCGACAGUGUAAAAAGCGAUACGGAGAUUACAAGUCGGCCGUACAAGCAAAAUCCACCAUUGUACGGAGCAACAUCCGUGAAUGCUGAACGACAAUCAAGCGGGACAGAAGAAAAUGAAAUGAAUGAGAUGACCAGCACAAAAGAUAGAAAAUUCUACGAAACAGGACAUGGCUAUUCUUCGGUUGUAUCUCCUGCAUACCCACAUUUGGCGGAGAAUGAUCAGAGCGAAGAUGAAAUUUGGAAUGCAGAGAAACGGAAACCAAUUUAAGGGCAAACCAUCGCAUCUUUACUGUAAACAUUUCGAUUACAUUGUUUAUUGUACCAUAUUAUUACUUUUUAUUGAAACUUAGUUGAACAAUGCAGGUAGUUUUUAAAUUAUUGUUCUGUAAAUCUACAUGUUGUCCAUAUUGAAUAAAGCAAUCUGGCCGAGGAUAUUUAGGCUACGUAUGUGCCCAACUCAUUCUUUUUAACUCGCCAUUAUAGUAUAUAAGUACUUUUUUAUUUCUCCUUGUAGACUGUUAUUAUUAAUAAAUACUGCAGUGUCUCCAGAAAACGUACCCGUUUCAAUAGUAGACCACUAACCUAGUCCUAAGGCACUUCUUUUAGUCAUGCAUUUUUAGUUGCGAAUGAUCCAAUGACGUCACAAAUCGUACACAAAACGAUUUAUUAAAACAAGAUGGCGGCCAAUCCUAAAGUUGGCAUUUUAUUAAAAGCUUACAAAACUGUUUGCGUUCUCGUAAUAAAUAGAAUGAUUUCUCGUCAAAA
Molecule: messenger RNA, 2026 nt
Organism: Ciona intestinalis (vase tunicate)
Lineage: Eukaryota; Metazoa; Chordata; Ascidiacea; Phlebobranchia; Cionidae
Source: RefSeq, a predicted model, not a curated record